GAGUGCAGCCCUGGACGGGAUCACUGACUGUACCAGUUGGCGCUGAUGCAUGAAAUACACAAUUUCCUCGUGGACUCAAAGGUGCCUACAAAAAUGGAAACAUGAACUCCGUUUGGAACUGAAUUUGAAUGAUAGAAACCACGUUGCGUAACGGAGACCGCUCUUACAACAGCGACGGACUGGUGCGCCCUGGCACCAAAGGAGAAGUUGUCGGCCGCCGCUCGCCAAACUUCACCGACGAGCGGAGCGCAUUGAAGGGGGGGAGACUGGAUGUAUAUACGCACCGUGUGAAAUUGACCAUGAGUAUUUGUAAUGUGAUUUUAUAAUUAAUAACUUAAGAUUCCAAUUAUUCCCAAAGUGUUGCGCUUGUUUUGCCGUGCCAAUGCUGGAAUGGCUUGUAGCUGUCUGCAUUGUGAUCCUGGUGGUCUUAAUUUGGCCAGGCUCCAAAUAUUUUGGCACCGAGAGCCAACCGGAUGCACCGCUCCAGGCAAUGGGGGUUUCACGGCAGCCGGCGAGAGAGAGGACAGCCGAGAGGUGUGUGUCAAACCGAGGGGGUAACGACGGUGCCCAGACGGUGUCUUCCGACGCGGGCACCGGUGAGAAAUCUCCCACCGUGGCACUAAUAUGCAAGCCGUCCGCGCUCGCCAACUACCUGCUCAAACACUGCAGGACUUUCAACGAUUACGUGCCGUGUGUGGGGUGGACGUGGCGGGCGAGCGGCUUUCUCCAGAGCCUGUAUGAGGUGUGCUGGCCCUACGACAGCCCGGUCCAGUUUGUGCGGGACAACCUGCAGCUGAGCGACGAUGGGCUGGUGGCCUUGGACUGGGCAGUGCCGUCUUACCAGAAACGACGCAGGACCUCCAGUCAUUCCACCAGUCCCGUUCUUCUAAUCAUCCCAAACUCUUUUGGGAGGAUCACCAGAAACGUGUUAAAGCUCUGUGAAGCAGCUCUGUCUCAUGGCUACCUUCCUGCUGUCUUCAACCGCCGCAGUCAUAACGGCACCCCCCUCACCACCCUCAAACUGCAGCAGUUCGGUGACCCUGGAGACUUGCGGGAGGCCGUGCGCUAUAUCCGCUACAGGCAGCCUGCAGGAAGGCUGUAUGCAGUGAGGGAGAGCACCGGGUCGGGCCUUCUCCUGUCUUACCUGGGGGAGUGUGGAUCAUCCAGCUACGUGACAGCGGCUGUCUGCCUGUCACCCGUGUUCCGCUGCCAGAGCUGGUUUGAGAACGGGCUGUGUUGGCCUCUACAGUGGGCCCUGACGCUCUACCAGAAGAUGUGCCUCAGCAGAUACAGGACAGUGCUGGGAGAGACUGUAAAGACAGACAUGCUGUUUUCUAGUUGCUCCCUGCGUGGUGUGGAGGAAGCUCUGUUCUGUCAGACUGCACAUGUAGGAGCAGCAGCAGCAACAGGGACCAGCAGUGCUAACAACAGCUCAGGUGCCUGGGAUGCCUACUGGGAACGAAACGAGCCCUUAAGGGACGUGGAUGAAGUGGCAAUCCCUGUUCUGAGUGUGUGCGCUCAGGACGACCCGAUCCGCGGCGACACCCAGUCCACCUUGCCUUUGGAACUCUUUGAGACCAACCCGCAUUUCUUUCUCCUCUUAACUGGCCGUGGAGGUCACUGCGGCUUCUCCACCCUGUCCGACGGGAGCGCCAUCGGUGCAGCAGGUGCCGUCGGUCCUGCUGCCGGUUUGAACAGUGGGAUUGGAAACCCUGGGACCAGCUGGAGCCACAGGGCUCUGCUGGAGUUCUUCCGAGCGACCACAGACUUUUUUGCUGCGGAGGAGAGAAGCAAACAGCUCGCAGCGAGGAGGAGGGGCCUGGGGGGGAGCAGUGGAGGGAGGGUUUUCCGGCACCGCAGUGUCAGUACAUAUAAAAGAAUGCCAGCGUGUUCCCAUAAUAUCCAUGCCAUUUAUAAUUGGCAGAGGUCCUAUACACGAUGAGUGAUGUUAAUGGAUGUUAAUGGACUACACUCAUGUUAUGCUUUUUGAUAUUAUUAGAAUUGGGAACAGGAAGGACUCAACGGGCUCUCUGCCGCUCAGCUAAGGUGUGACGGUAACUUAUACAAGUGCUUGUUAUUGUUUAAGAAAGCGUGGCGUACUUUGCAACAUAUGAAGAUUCACCAGAAUGAAGCAGGAGAAGAUGUGUAUUGCUCUCUUACACUCCUCAUGUGAGUCAGAACACACUACAAGACACAAACUGGUCACAAGCUUACACCUAGACCUUACACCUCACUGCUGAACGCAGCAACGUAACUCUAAAGCUGGGUACUUUUCUACGGACCACUGUGCAAGUCUCCUCACUGCCAACCGUCUCAACUGAAGGAUUCUGCCACAGUAUUAAUUUAUUUUGAUAUCACUUUAUUUUGAUGUACCACUGUUGACUCUCAGUAAUGCAUUUGAUACUCAAGUGUAUCCUCUGACAGUAAAAUGUCAAAUAUUAUAUUUCAAACAUUUCAAAAGAUUAUCAGUUAAUAAUUUUCCGCUAAAUACUGAAAAAUGCUCAGUAAAGUAUCUGUAAUUUUUGUCAAGUGAUUGUCGAGCACGCCUGCUUAAAUUGCCAUCAGCAGACUGUUAGGGUCAAGAAACACAUACUAAAAUGUGGCUGACAUUGGGGUUCAUGGUUAGAAUUGGGACAGGUGUGGACUUGAGUCACAUGAGUUGGACUUGACUUGGACUCAAGUCACAAAUGAGAUGACUUUAGACUCGACUUGACAAAAUCAAGAAAGACUUGUGACUUUAACACCAAUUACUCAUGACUUCACUUGGACUUGGGACUUUUGACUCACAUCAACCACAGGGAGGGAAGGUGGGAGGGACAAAGGCACUUGUGUGCAUCUGCUUGUGUGUAAGUGUGUGUGUUAGGGAGAACAGGGCAGAAGAGUGAGUGUGUGUGAGUGUGUGUGUAAGAGAGAGGGAGAGAGAAGAGAGAGAGAGAAGGGAAAAGCCAGUUGUGUGAGGAGUAAGUGAAAAAAUACUUGCACAAGAAGUACACCCUGCCAUUCUUUGGGACAAACUAAAUGCAGAGGUGCCUCAUUAUUUCACAACCUUUUUUUUUUUUUAUUAUUCCCAACAUGAUUAACAGUCACAACUGACUUGCAAGCUGACAUGUGGUGUGCUAAUGGACUGUGUGCAAUAAUUUGUAUAAACAGGACAGGCAGAAGUAAAAUAAAUGAUUAAAUUAUUAAAUUAAGCCUGGUACAGAGAGCAUUGGGACCCUGUUAGGACUUAAGCCUCGAAGUUUAGGACGCUGGACUUGGCUGGGAUUUGUCAGACUUCACUCAUUACUCGACUUGAGACUUUUUUGUGACUUCCAAGUGCUGGUUCAUACCUUAGAGGAUUUUGUCAUUAUCAUCAUGUGUUUUUUAGUUAACCAGGAAAGGCUCAUUGAGAUUAAACAUUUAUAUGGAGCAUCCUGGCCAAGAGAGGCAGCAGCACAAAUAAGAGAGUUACAGACAAACAAGAACAUCUAACUAAUCUAAUCUAAGUUCAGGAUCAGUUGAGCCAUGAAGAAAAAGGCUGAUGUGUAGAACUGAUAAGUAGAAAUGUGUUUUUAACUAGCUGGUACAGAGACUGUGUAACUACUUGUUUGCAUUCAACUUAUGGAGAGUCAAAAGUGGACUAUCAAAAUAAAGUCUAACCUUAGUUUAUAGAUCUGGCACACAUUGUACACACUUUGUUGUAUAAAAAUAACAUCAUUCGGGAUGUUUGACCCAUUGACACUUCUCUGAAAUUUGACUUAAGGGUAUUUAUUGCAGAGCAGAAAUAUUUAAAGUCCAGUCCUGAAUGUCAAAAGAGUUUUAAGACCUCAUGCAAUGUUAUUGUUAAUAGUGCCAUUUAUGAGAAUUAUUAUCUGUAUUGUUGAAUGUCCUCUUCUCUGUUAGAAGAUAUCUUGUUAUGGUCAGAAUACCAGGAUUUCUGUGUGUUGACCACCCAGGCAGCUCUUAAAGGAAAAUCUGUGUCAUGACGUGCCGAGGUGAGGUGUAUUUUGCUGGGCUGGCCGGGUGGAAGCACACUGUGGCUUUUCCCAUCUCAUAAUUUUAACUCUGUGGUCCAACGUUUCCUUUGACUUCUUUCAAAGUGCUGUAGAUACUAUAGAUGUGGUAAGGUUGAAAUGUUAGCAGGUUUUGCAGGGAUGUAGUAUUCAAGGUUGUCUCAGAAAAUACAACAACUAUCAGGAGCACGAAUGCUGUUGGAAACAUUGUAGCAGCCCCUUUUCUAAGGAAAAUGCACAAUUUGAAUUUCUCCUGGUGCAUUAGACAAAUAAAGCAAAGAAAUUAAUUAUUAUGCAGUACCUGUUUUGUUUUGUGUGGUCAGAAAAACACUUAAGUGGCCAGCUUAAGAGUUUAAUAAGCAGGGAAAACCCUCAGUUUAGUGUAGCAGAAAGGGAGGCCAACACAUGAAGCUAUAAGCACUGUUUGUUAAAAGAUCAUGUUCUUCUGUUGUUUUAUAAACAUGCUAUAUACAUGUUGAUUGUGUUACAUUAUG
Messenger RNA from Myripristis murdjan (pinecone soldierfish), 4486 nucleotides. RefSeq names its product abhydrolase domain containing 15a (gene abhd15a). The record is from RefSeq and is a predicted model, not a curated record. The transcript is spliced from 3 exons. Lineage: Eukaryota; Metazoa; Chordata; Actinopteri; Holocentriformes; Holocentridae. Gene Ontology annotation, biological process: lipid metabolic process. Gene Ontology annotation, molecular function: short-chain carboxylesterase activity; monoacylglycerol lipase activity. Bases 383 to 1942 code for a protein of 519 amino acids.